Messenger RNA from Elaeis guineensis (African oil palm), 952 nucleotides. RefSeq lists its product as uncharacterized. Lineage: Eukaryota; Viridiplantae; Streptophyta; Magnoliopsida; Arecales; Arecaceae. Gene Ontology annotation, cellular component: chloroplast. The record is from RefSeq and is a predicted model, not a curated record.
CGAGAUCCCCACUGUUAUGGAGUGAAAUAUCUUCCUCUCGCCACCUCUUCUCCCUCCUCCGCAGCACAGUCGUGUCCACAGAAUUAUACAGAGAGCAAAAGAAUUUCCUCCUCUGCAGCACAUAGAAGAUAUGAACACUCUUAAGGCCAUCCAAACAUCCUUCCCUCUACCAAACCAAUCUUUUGCUCAUGGGAAAAAAACAGCCAGCAGGCAGAGAUUGAUCCUCUGUCUCUGCAGCUCCAAAGAAGCUGGAUCUGGCUCCUCUUCCCCAUCUGAAGGAGACAAGCGAAAGCAGGAAUUGCUUGCACGAAUUGCCAUGCUCCAAGCCCAAAAGGUUCGCCUCACCGACUUCCUCGAUGAGCGUUCUGCAUUUCUGACUCAGUUCGCAGAGGAUGCCAAUGCCGAGUUGGACAAAAUCGGCGAGAAUGCACUGAAAGAACUCGACGAAGCCAGUGCCAGGAUCAUGGAGAACCUGGAGAAUCGGAUGCAGGCUUUUGAAGAAACUGCAGAAAAUAGCAGGCAGGAGAUUGAAAAGAAUGAGAGGAUCUUGGAGGAAUUUGAGGACAAGAUCGAGCGGGACCGAAAUGAAGGCCUAUUCUUCAAGAACCUGAGGGAAAAGGCACCUCGAGGGAAAGCAGAAGCUAUGUCGGAACGACAAAAGAUCAGAGAAGUCACAAAGGAGAGUGCAGGAUCAAAGAUUCGGAGGAAUGUUUACCUUGUGCUCAUGUCAUUGCUGCUUGUCACCAUAGGAAAUGCUAUUCUCACUACUCCUGAGGUGGAAUGGAGGAAAAUUGCAGCAUUGGGCUUGAUAUUUUUUGGCCUGCUCGCUCAGUUUAUUUACGAGCAGAGCCUGUCGUCAACAACGGAGAAAACAGAUAAGAAAAAUGAGUAAGGCAUAUAAUAGUAGAAUUCCCCUCCCCUUUUUGGCAAAUAAAAGUCUUACUGAGUGCCA